AUGUCGAUGCCCGAGGCAUGUAAGGCUGGCUUCUAUGCGGGCUCUGAUUGGCUUUCUGACAUCCUAGCAACAUUAGAAGGUAAAGCCACUGGCCUUCGCUUAAACUACAGUACUAAUACGGAACGCCAAUACCUCCGAUUUCACCGUAAUAGCUCCAAGUACCCUUCUUUCGGCUGCCUACACUCUACCCAUUCUUCAUACACUCUCGAGCUUCUGCUUCUCCUUCUUUGUUGCAUGCUCUAUGACAUCCAGAAAAUCACCGUAUGCACGGUAGCAGUGACUCCGAACAAGCAUAGACACAUCUUGGCAUGCAUUUCCAAAUACCAAAGCACGUGUCUCAACCUGAUCAUCCAAGUCGCGUCAAAUAUGUGUAAUGGGCGUGUGUUGGCGGCUGACAAAAUAUCUCGCCUACUCGUCUGCCCCGUCGCUGCGAUGCUGACGGUCGCGUUAUCAGUCGUGCAGGCUCUUUCUGAAAGAUCGAUGAGCUUGUGCCAGCAGCGGAUCGUCUCCCGCGGAAUGGAUGCAAGUAUUCAAGAGUUGGCGGAAGCGGGUCGCCCAGAAUGCUGGAUGGGCGGUAUACGCCAUCGUUCACUGCCAAUGGUCAAUUCUUCUCUUCGUCCCUCGAGUGACAUUAUAUUGCCCGCCGGACGAUGGCUCCAAAUGCCUCGUGAAAUGCCAAAAUCGCCUAGUGUCUGGUGGGUACAGAACCCACUGGAUAUAAGCUAAUAAUAAAUACCAAGCUAAUGCCAAGCCAGUGGGACUAUCUUAGACAGCAGCCCCAAAGUUACUCCUAUGGUUUGAAGAACCAGCGGCCUCUUCUGUAUCGACUGAAACCGAGG
This is a messenger RNA of Aspergillus saccharolyticus JOP 1030-1, 839 nucleotides long. RefSeq lists its product as uncharacterized. The coding region runs from base 1 to 726 and encodes 241 amino acids. The transcript is spliced from 3 exons. Lineage: Eukaryota; Fungi; Ascomycota; Eurotiomycetes; Eurotiales; Aspergillaceae. The record is from RefSeq and is a predicted model, not a curated record.